AUGCGUCGCUUCUUUGGUCCGGGCACCUUUCGUCGGGCGGCCAUCGCCAUCGGUGCGGCCACAGGGACGGGUGGACUUGUCUACUAUGUUUAUCGCCCGCGCAACAUCCCCGGUUUCGAGCCCCCUGUAGUCCCUCCUCCCAUCUAUGGCGCCGACGGCACAUUCACUUUGCCCCGGUUUCCUCGCACAAAGCCACGCGACGAGCAUAUUGCCGACCUGAAGAAAAGCACGAGUGGUGACAAGGAUGCUGAGUAUGACAUGCUUAUCAUUGGCUGCGGCGCUACGGGUUCAGGUGUGGCCCUGGAUGCCGCUACACGCGGUCUGAAGGUGGCUGUCGUGGAGCGUGACGACUUCAGCAGCGGCACCAGCAGCAAAAGCACCAAGCUCGUACACGGCGGUGUUCGCUACCUCGAAAAAGCCGUGUGGAACUUGGACUAUGCGCAGUACGAGCUGGUCAAGGAGGCUCUGAAAGAGCGCAAGUACUUUUUGCAGACGGCGCCGCAUCUCAGCUCGUGGCUGCCUAUCAUGCUGCCGCUCGACCGCCUGUGGAAAGUCCCCUACUACUGGGCCGGCACCAAGUUUUACGACUUUUUAGCUGGAAGCGAGGGUAUCGAGAGUUCGUACUUUUUGACCAAGAGUAAGGCCAUCGAUGCGUUUCCCAUGCUGAAGCAGUCGGGGCUGGUGGGCGCGCUUGUGUACUACGAUGGCGCCCACAACGACUCGCGCAUGAAUGUCAGCAUUGCCAUGACUGCCGCUUUGUACGGUGCUACUGUGGUCAACCACAUGGAGGUCACUUCUCUGACCAAGGACGAACAUGGUCGCCUGACAGGUGCCACCAUGCGUGACACGGUGCAGGAGCGUGACGGUAAGACCGCCACAGACAUUACAGUGCGGGCGAAAUGCGUCAUCAACUGCACGGGUCCCUUCACCGAUGGCAUUCGCAAGAUGGACGACCCGGCGUGUGCCGAGAUCGUGGCCCCAGCCUCGGGUGUCCACAUCACUCUGCCAGGCUACUACAGCCCCGGCAAGAUGGGCUUGAUCGACCCGUCUACGUCGGACGGCCGCGUCAUCUUCUUCCUGCCUUGGCAAGGCAACACCAUUGCCGGCACUACCGAUGAACCUGCUGCUAUCGCCAAAAACCCUUUGCCCGACGACAAGUCUAUUGAGUGGAUUCUUAACGAGAUCCGCCACUACCUUUCGCCUGAUAUCAAUGUGCGGCGCGGCGAUGUCCUUGCUGCUUGGUCCGGUAUCCGCCCGCUGGUCAAAGACCCCAAGGCCAAGAACACCGAGUCACUAGUGCGCAACCAUCUGGUCGACGUGUCACCGUCGGGCCUGCUGACAUGUGCCGGUGGAAAGUGGACGACGUACCGCCAGAUGGCCGAAGAAUGCGUUGAUGCCGCUAUCAAAGAGUUUCGCCUAUUGCCGCAGCCGUUGGUUAAUGUGCCCCGCGUGAGCGGAAGCGAAGCUAUUGACGAUGGCGCCAUUCUUGACGGGUCCUGCCAGACGCAUCAGGUGCGCCUCAUUGGUGCUCACGGCUUCAGCCGGACGCUAUUUAUCCACCUGAUUCAGCACUUCGGCUUGGAAACUGAUGUGGCCAAGCAUCUGACCGAGAGUUACGGUGACCGUGCCUGGACCGUUGGCUCACUGUGCGGCCCUACAGAGAAGCGCUUCCCUGUCCGUGGUAAGCGAAUUUCACAGCUGUACGACUUUGUCGACGGCGAGGUGCGGUAUGCUGUUCGCCACGAGUAUGCGCAGACGGCCAUUGAUGUUUUGGCGCGGCGGACCCGGUUGGCGUUCUUGAAUGCCCAGGCGGCACUGGAGGCUCUGCCCAAAGUCAUCGACAUUAUGGCAAAGGAACUGAACUGGGACCGACGCAGACAGGAAUACGAAUGGAAAGACACCGUCGCGUUUCUGGAGUCCAUGGGUCUCCCUCAGCCCAUGCUCACGGCCACCCGGGCCCAGGUCGAGUCCGGCAAGUUCGACUUUUCGUCAUCCCUGGAGUAUAAGAUGUAUUCCCGCCAUGAUAAACCCAAAGAUGAGCCCGCAUCCUAG
Molecule: messenger RNA, 2052 nt
Organism: Sporothrix brasiliensis 5110
Lineage: Eukaryota; Fungi; Ascomycota; Sordariomycetes; Ophiostomatales; Ophiostomataceae
Product: glycerol-3-phosphate dehydrogenase
Exons: 2
Coding region: 1-2052 (683 amino acids)
Biological process (GO): glycerol-3-phosphate metabolic process
Cellular component (GO): glycerol-3-phosphate dehydrogenase (FAD) complex; mitochondrion
Molecular function (GO): glycerol-3-phosphate dehydrogenase (quinone) activity
Source: RefSeq, a predicted model, not a curated record